ACCGAAAGGGGGUUCUCCUACAUAAAGGACAAUACUUCACUAUACCGAAGAACAUGCGCUAUCGACUCACAUUUGGCUGCGUUUCACAUUACGUCUAUUAUAUUUCCAAACGUCGAAGAUGUUUUAAAUUCAGACAAGUUAUUCAAUCGUCUUAUGUCUUUACUGAAUCGUGAAAAUUACCAUGAGGCUGGAAUGGUUAGUUUGCAGCAGAUCAAUCAAAGCAACAUUUCUCAAACGGUUCACAUAAUGGACUUUUAUGGCACUGUCCAUGACAAUUUCCCGUUGAUCGAUAAACUUGUAUGUGCUGAAAUGUUUUCUAACAUAAAGAUACCAAGUGAGAGUCGGAUUAAUGAAGAAAUAUUCAGCCAGUUUAAAAUGUUCGGCUACAUCAAGGCUUUGGGAGAUCCAGCAGAUCCAGCACUAAUUCUCGGGUACUGGUUGACUACAAAACCAAUUUUUUACGUUGAAGAUAAGAAGAAAAGAAUCUUUCAGCUGCAGUUUUUGCUGCUUAGCAAAAACGAGCACAUGACCAUGUGUUUUAGAUUCUCCAGAAACAACUGGAAGCUCUACGACAACGAUCAAACAAAACCUUCUUUCCAGAAUUUUCACUUGGACAAGAUUAAUGAUUAUGUCAUUUGCAUGGCUGGAUACAUCAACCUAACACAAUUUGGCAUUGCUGAGACAAGAGCAGGAGCAAUGCCUUUCGAUUUAGGUAUAAGAAGUUCCCUGGGUGAUCCAGAGCCGUACAUUUACCCCGUAGCUAUUCCCGAGACUGGACAAGGACUGGGACAAAGGCCUUAUUAUUCAAACCCGCUAGAUAUUCCCACAAUAUCUGAUCACCUGGAUGAGCCAGUGGAAGACGUUCCGGCAGCAGCUGAGGGCCAUGGAGUGGAGUUGUAG
Tachysurus vachellii is the source of this 900-nucleotide messenger RNA. RefSeq lists its product as uncharacterized. Bases 154 to 900 code for a protein of 248 amino acids. NCBI's taxonomy places the organism in Eukaryota, Metazoa, Chordata, Actinopteri, Siluriformes, Bagridae. The record is from RefSeq and is a predicted model, not a curated record. The transcript is spliced from 5 exons.